AUGAACUCCUUUGUCGCCGGCAUCAUUUCGGCCGACGUAAUCCUCCUGCGCAACGGGCCCUCCCUCCGCCAGGCGAGGGUCGCGCCGCGGGGAACAGCUGUGCGCCGCGCUACCUGCAUCCACGCUUUUGCACCUUAUUAUAGCACCAAGUGGCAUAUCACUGCCGAUUGGUCGGAUUAUGUUAUAGCACCAAUUGGCACAGAGGCCAGUGUGAGCCCGGCUACGGCAGAGUCUGAGCUUACUCCAGGUGAUUCGGGAUCAUGGUCGGCGAGCUGGGGCGAGACGAGGCGCGUGUGGGCGGCCCGAGGGUCCACAGUGGUGCUGCAGUGUCGGUUGGGCGGGGCCAGGAGCCAGGGCAGCGGGCAGGGCAGCGGAUUGCCCCGCGAAGACUGGAUUAACGUCACUUGGCGUCGAAACAACGUCUCCGUCGAUGACCGGCGCCAUAUUGUCACGGAGGCGGGACACCUCAACAUUACCAAGGUGGCCAAGCGACGGACAGGCUUGACCGACGAGGGAGAGUAUCGUUGCUUGGUGUCCACCCCGAUGGGCGUGAUCACAGGCCCGCCCAUCACCCUCCGUGUCGCCACAAUGACCAAAAGCUUAGUGUUGAAGCCUUCCAAUGUGAGUGUGGUGGAAGGAGAGUCUGUCAGGCUCACGUGCCAAAUCGACUCUGAGCCCCCGGCAACAUUUACGUGGACCCUCGACCAACAAUCUCUACCUCAAGAUGACAG
Penaeus vannamei (Pacific white shrimp) is the source of this 731-nucleotide messenger RNA. NCBI's taxonomy places the organism in Eukaryota, Metazoa, Arthropoda, Malacostraca, Decapoda, Penaeidae. The record is from RefSeq and is a predicted model, not a curated record.